This is a messenger RNA of Ctenocephalides felis (cat flea), 456 nucleotides long. RefSeq names its product protein PXR1-like. The record is from RefSeq and is a predicted model, not a curated record. Lineage: Eukaryota; Metazoa; Arthropoda; Insecta; Siphonaptera; Pulicidae. The transcript has 2 exons. Bases 1 to 456 code for a protein of 151 amino acids.
AUGCAUGUGGAAAUAUUGACACCAGGUAAAAUCAAAGGUAAAGGACCAGAUAUAGGUAAAGAAGAAGAAGAAGAAGAAGGAAAUGAAGAAGAUGAAGUAGAAGACAAAAAAGGAAAUGAAGAAGAUGAAGUAGAAGACAAAGAAGGGGAAGAAGAAAAUGAAGCAGAAAACAAUGAAAGAAAAAAAGAUGAAGAAGAAGACAAAGAAGAAAAAAAGAUGAAGAAGAAGACAAAGAAGAAGAAGAAAAAGAUGAAGAAGACAAAGAAAGAAAAGAGGAAGAUGAAGAAGAAGAAGAAGAAGACAAAGAAGGAAAAGAAGAAGAUGAAGAAGAAGAAGAAGAAGGAUGAUAAUAAGGAAAAUGUUGCAAUAGUUCCGAAACAAACUAAAUCACAACAGACCCUACUGGCCUACUGGGAAAGCCACGUAAAAAAACGAGCUAAGUACACUACCUCGUAG